Aspergillus eucalypticola CBS 122712 is the source of this 1985-nucleotide messenger RNA. RefSeq names its product putative mitochondrial carrier protein. NCBI's taxonomy places the organism in Eukaryota, Fungi, Ascomycota, Eurotiomycetes, Eurotiales, Aspergillaceae. The record is from RefSeq and is a predicted model, not a curated record. Gene Ontology annotation, biological process: mitochondrial transmembrane transport. The transcript has 2 exons. The coding region runs from base 129 to 1496 and encodes 455 amino acids.
CUCUGACGUCUGCUGAAGAUCCCUCCCUCCCUACGCCAUCAAUCCCCUUAGCGAUAUUUAGCAGCAGAGGCACGCGUCCACAAUUCAUUCGCACCUCUCUCUUCUUCCGAUCCUUUGCCGUUGAAUGAAUGUCCGCUACCACUACUGAUCUUGCGCCCGGGGACCGAUAUCGCUCCAACGGUUUGAGCGGCGCUGUACCCACGAACAACCUGGCAGAGUCAUGGCCAUCAGUUAAAAACACUAUUCCAAUGGCGACUACAUCUGGGACAGGCUCGGUUCCAGCACAGAGCGCCAUGCAGCAGACAGAGGAUGUCUCGAUCGCUCAAAGGAUGGUUUCGGCCACCAUCGGCAGUUUUCUCACGAAUAUUCUAGUUACACCUCUUGACGUCGUUCGGGUUCGUCUACAGUCUCAGUCGCUGGUCAAAAACACAUCGCCCUUCAACUCACACACAACGCAAACCUUCAAGAACGCUCCCCCCAAUCUUGGAGUAACAGCUUGUUGUCGGGAAGUCUUUUGGAUUGGACAGAAUACUCAGAUAUGUAUGCUCGGACCUGAAGCCGGGGCUCUCGGGGCUACAACUGUCGCGGAUUGCGCCGUGGAAGAAACGCAGCGCAAAACAUUCACAUCGACCUUGGACGGAUUGCGGAAGAUCGCGCGAAAUGAGGGUGUGCUGACCCUCUGGCGCGGACUCAGUCCUACUUUGAUGAUGAGCAUUCCAGGGAACAUCAUUUACUUCGCUGGAUACGACUGGCUGCGGACCGAUGACAGGAGCCUGAUCAAGCGGUGGUUUCCCGACGCCUACGCUCCUUUCGUUGCAGGCUCCGUUGCCAGAACCACAGCAGCAUCUCUUAUCAGUCCCAUCGAGAUGUUCCGAACGCGUCUGCAAGCCACGCCUGGCACUGGGGCAGGCCAUUUCAAGGCUACCCUAGAGGGUCUUUACCACAUGGCUCAAACGCAAGGUUACAGCUCGCUGUGGAGAGGACUGACGCUUACCAUGUGGCGCGAUGUGCCCUUCUCUGGCCUCUAUUGGUGGGGGUAUGAAGAGGUCAAGAACUAUCUCAUUGAAACGCGCAAGAGCUCUUACUUGCACGGUCUGCCACACGGGUCCUCUGCCAGUCAGCGCCAUCUCCACGACCUUGAUACGCCAACCUUCUUUGACAGCUUCUUCGCGGGCGCUAGCUCUGGAUCCUUGGCGGCAUUCGUCACCACUCCGUUUGACGUGGGCAAAACUCGCCAACAAGUUUUCCGACACAUGAGUGAUGUGCCCGGUUCCGCGGGCAACGUUUCCGGCGGAGUCCUCCAUCCCGAGCAGCUCCCCCUACCGAAGUUCCUGCUACACAUUUUCCGUGAGGAAGGUAUGGCAGGACUUUUCCGCGGAUGUGUUGCACGCUGCCUGAAGGUAGCACCAGCUUGCGCCAUUAUGAUCUCAACGUACGAGUUCGGCAAGAAGAUGGCACGGGGCGUCAACGAGAGGAGUCGCUCUGCAGAUGAUUGAAACAGAAAACUAAUCCAAUCCUCCCCUCCACAAAAGAUAUUUCAUUCUUUGGAUAUGGCUCGACAUAUACGGCGUUCUCGAUUACUGGAAGACCCGAAAUACCCGACGCUUGAUCUCAAGCAGCUUGCAUUUCUCCACUAGUUGCCGCAAUUAAUUGCUUCUGUCUUAUCGCAUAAACUCGGCGUGCACUGCGUUUCUACCUCUUGAUUUCUUGUUGAUGUCUGAUGAUACCGAAUUGUCUCCAUAGAACUUUCGUCGCAGUUCUUUCCCUUUCUUCCCGUUGUGCUCCCUCGCCUUUAUACUAUUUCUCUGCAUAUAUCUCCUUCUCGUCUCCAGCGGUUUGCUCCUAUGUUUGUCUUGUGUAAGACCAAAAGGGAGGUUUUGUCUUUUCUGGACGCAAAAGUCCUUCAAACCAUGUAUAUCUUGUAUCUGCUCAGAGCGACCAAAAUCUUCACUCCAAUCACAUCCUAUAUAGCCUCUUAAAUAAAU